Molecule: messenger RNA, 561 nt
Organism: Racocetra persica
Lineage: Eukaryota; Fungi; Glomeromycota; Glomeromycetes; Diversisporales; Gigasporaceae
Source: the annotation of a GenBank genome assembly
AAUUACUAUUUUCCAAUGCUGAUUAUGAUUCAUGGGCCGUAAGAGUAGGGAAUAUGAAGCUUGAAGAGGGUAUGAAAAUCGAAAGUAUGAUGGAAGAAGACUAUGAAUAUAUACAAUCCGAACCAGAUACUAAAAGACCAUUCCAAGUUGCUCGUAUUGGAAAAUGGAAUCUAACAGGUGACGGAGGAUGUGACAUGUUCGUGUUUCUUUCUUUUAAUAAAAAGGAUGGAGGGUUUCUGGUUCCUAUCCAGAUUAAAUAUCGGUCAACAGAAAAUCUACAAAUAUAUGAUCCUAAAAUGAAUUAUGAGGGCGGUUCCAAGAGAUUAAAUCACUAUUUACGUGAUUUUGAUGAGUUAUUAUCCCGUAUGAUUCUCGACGAAAAUGAGAAUUCUUUUAGGGUACGUUAUGGAAUUUUCAUUGUCAAUGACAAAGUUCAUAUACCUGAACGGUAUCCUAGUACCGUGAAUGUUGUCAUGGUAAUCAAUGAAUCAGAGAUUACCAAUGAUAAUAUAAGAGAUUUCUUUAACCGAAUCAGAACACGUAAUCAUAAUAUAUCCCAGG